This is a messenger RNA of Perkinsus marinus ATCC 50983, 1224 nucleotides long. RefSeq lists its product as hypothetical. Bases 1 to 1224 code for a protein of 407 amino acids. NCBI's taxonomy places the organism in Eukaryota, Perkinsozoa, Perkinsida, Perkinsidae. Gene Ontology annotation, molecular function: nucleic acid binding; zinc ion binding. The record is from RefSeq and is a predicted model, not a curated record. The transcript has 2 exons.
AUGCGUGAUAUGCCUUGCAUAUCACGCAUUAUUGACAAGGACUUCGACUCAGCGGCAUCUAAUGCUGCUAAGGCCAAAUCCAAAUCUACGUUCAUCGGUUAUGAUGACGAGAGAAGCGGCACUAUGUUCUGCCAUGAGAUCGACUUCGCUAUGGAGGGUCACAAUGCCGUCACCCGUUAUCUAUGGGCUAAGAAUAACAUCGAUGCCGGUCUAUGGCGUAAGCUAACUAAUGCGACCGAGCCACCGGCUAGAUGUCAUCAAAGCUAUGAGCAUCAUCUACGUCAACUUUGUCGUAAACUACGCAAAACUUUCGACACGGAUGAGGCUUUGUCUCGAGCCGAGUACAAAUUCAACACUUGUACCCAGCGAUCUAGCGAGACAUUAUUCCAGUUCAUAUCAAGGCUAGAAACUCUAGCUGACGAGCUGGUAUAUCUACGAGCUGGGCCGAGAGAGUCUACCCUCAAACGACGUCUGUAUGAUGGUACAUCAUCCAACGAUCUGAAGGAGAAGGUCGAGACCAAGGUGGGCAACCACAAAAUAUCAUAUAAGAAAUUUGUGGAUCGACUGUCAGAGCAUGAGGGGAGGCGGCAGGGCCGACUCCAACGCUCAUCUACGGUCAACAAGCCCAGUGGUAAAUCGACAGGUCGUCUACAUGUCAUCGAGUGUGAAGACGAUCCUCAAGAAGAGACCUAUUGCCAUGCCGUUGGCAGCGAUGCCUUAUCUAUAAAGUGCUAUCGGUGCCUCCAGAGCGGUCACCCAGCUCGACUCUGUACUGAGCCCAAGGUGGUCGAUCUACAGAAAAGAUGCUCUAAGUUCGGCAAUCCAGAGCAUCAAGAGACAGACUGCAAGGUCCCAGUCAACAGGUUAUUCUGCCAACGUUGCCUGAAGAAGGGACAUCUAGCGUAUGUCUGUACUGCUCCUACACCAGCAGAUCAACCGAAGAAGGUGGGACCUAAGCCUAAGAAAGACUUCGGUAAGGGGAAAUCUAAAAAGAUUACUCCUCCUCAAACACCCCCAUCUAACUCUACGGUUAUCCCUUCUGGAGCUGGUGCGAACGUCAUCCACGAGGAUAACGCCUAUGAUGGACUAUGCAUAGAACCUGUAACAUCUACCGAUGUCGACGUUCCCUUCCGAGCCAUGGCCUCUACUGUUCCGCCAGUGACCUAUGUGUGUACGGAACCACUCGACCCGUACUCUUCGACACGGGCGCAGAUAUCAGCCUGA